Helianthus annuus (common sunflower) is the source of this 855-nucleotide messenger RNA. RefSeq lists its product as uncharacterized. NCBI's taxonomy places the organism in Eukaryota, Viridiplantae, Streptophyta, Magnoliopsida, Asterales, Asteraceae. The record is from RefSeq and is a predicted model, not a curated record. The transcript has a single exon. The coding region runs from base 1 to 855 and encodes 284 amino acids.
AUGUGGGAAGUUUUUAAGCAAGUAAAAAUCAAUAUCCCGUUGUUAGAUGCAAUAAAACAGGUUCCAGCUUACGCUAGGUAUUUGAAGGACGUGUGCACCCAAAAGUGGCAAAACAAAUUUCCAAAGAAAAUCGAUUUAACCGAAAAUGUUAGUGCCGUUUUGUCGGUUGCCAUUCCUCCUAAACUCCGAGAUCCAGGUGCUCCGUUAAUACCCAUUCAAGUGGGUGACUUUAAAAUGAGUCGGGCACCGCUGGAUUUGGGAGCGAGUGUGAGUAUUCUCCCGGGGAGUCUUUAUGAUCAAUAUGAUUUCGGACCAUUACAGAGAGCCGACACCACAGUAGUGUUGGCCGACUUGACUUUGAAAUUACCCCGGGGAAUCAUGUGUGAUUUCAUUGUCAAAGUAGAGGACUUUUACUACCUAGUUGACUUCUUGGUUUUAGACUAUGUCUCAAUUGAUAAAACUAAACAACCUAACGUUAUACUCGGUAGACCAUUUUUAGCAACUGCCAACGCUUUAAUUGAUUGCAGAAAUGGAACAGUUGACAUGACCUUUGGUAAUAGGAAAGUCCAAUUAAACGUGUUUUCCCAUGCAUCUGAUUCUCUGGUUAGUGGUGAAUGCUUCAUGGCGGACAUCAUUGACGAGUGUCAUCCUCAUGAAAAUGGGGUAAACACAACAGAGACGUGUGUUAUUUGUGACAGGGAACAGGCUAAAUUGUUGGAAUGCUUUAAUGAAGCCGAAAAGGAAUUGGAGGUGAUGGCAAUUAAAGACGGGAGACCCACUUGGACUCAUCAAGUGGAAAGUCUACCCGAGCACAUCGAUACGCAUAUGAAGCCAUCAUUGGAAUCACCUCCAUAA